CUCAAACUUGAUCUCACUUUCGCAAAGCUCGAGUCAUGAUAGAGCACUACCCAUCUCAAGCCCUAUCCGGGCUGAUGCUUGCCAUUGCCACUAUUUUACUGCUUGCAUGGGCCCGUUGGCGCUCUCGACCUACGCUGCCCCUACCACCUGGUCCGCCUUCUGAGUUUCUUCUGGGCCAUUCUCGUGUAAUACCCAAGGAGAAUGCUGCAGCAGUAUACGCGAAAUGGUCGAAAGAAUACAACUCAGAUAUCAUACAUGUCAGAUCCCUGGGUCGGUCUACAGUCGUUCUCAAUAGCGCAGAUGUGGCUAGGGAUAUCUUGGACAAGAAAGGCGCCAAUUUUUGUGACCGACCCAGAUUUACGCUACUGGAAGUCAUGGGAUGGGGAAAGACUCUGACGUUUCUUCCAUUUGGAGAACGCUGGCAAAUGCAUAGAAAGCUACUCCAGACCUCGUUCAGCAACACAAAUGUCCGCCAAUGGCACAGUCUGCAGAUAACAGAAGCCCGACGAACGAUUCGAAAUAUACUCAAGAAGCCUAAAACUUGGGAGACGUCAUUGCGCCGGCUGGCGGUUGCCAUCGUUCUGCAAGUGAGCUACGGUACCCAAGUGCUCGAGGACGAUGACCCCUACAUCCAAAUCGCCAACGAUGCCAUGUAUGCCACUAGCAAUGGUGGAGUUCCUGCCAAUAGUAUUGUUGAUCUAGUUCCAUUCGCUCGCUAUCUCCCCGACUGCAUUGUCCGCGACUGGUCCUUGCGAUUCGCCCGACAAUGGCGCUGGGCUAUUAAGAAGCUUCACGACGUCCCAUUCGCUGCUGCACAAGCUGAAUAUCACAGAGAUGAUCAUCAUAGAAACACAUCUCUAGCACAUCACCUCCUCCGUGAGUAUAAGGACAAGGAGUUCCGUGGUCAAGAACAACAAUGGUCCCUUGAUGAUAUCAAAGGGGCGGCAGGGGCGGUUUUUAUCGCAGGAGCAGAUACGACAUGGGCUACAUGUGUAAUCUUUAUUCUCAACAUGGUUCUCCACCCGGAAAUACAGGAGAAGGCACAGCAAGAGCUUGAUGCGGUGAUUGGGACUGAUAGACUUCCCGACUUCUCGGACCGGCCCGCUUUGGUUUAUAUUGAACAUAUUGUUCAGGAGAUUUAUCGCUGGUCGCCACUGGCUCCUCUAGGGAUCCCACACAAGUCGCUCCACGAUGAUAUCUACAAGGGCAUGCUCAUUCCUAAAGGGUAUCUGAUAAGUACCAGGACUGUGGUCUAUGCCAACGCUUAUGCUAUGGCUCAUGAUGAGCGGGUCUACAAAAACCCCCACGAUUUCAACCCCGACAGAUAUGAAGCUGGGGAACCGUUUCCUGUUGGCAAUUUUGGAUUUGGGCGCCGGGUCUGUGUCGGUCGGUUUCUGGCCGACAAUAGUGUCUGGAUCAUGGUAGCAACGAUGUUGUCCGUACUUCGGUUUUGUAAGAAGAUGUCUUCGGACGGGAAGCCCAUUGAGCCCCGAGUCCGAUUUACCAAUGGAGGAACCUGUCACCCCGAGCACUUUGACUGUGUCAUCAAACCGCGGAGUCUCGAGGCUGAGGCACUUGUCAAGAGCGAUUAGGAAUAGCGACCAGCUGAACAGCUUGGAGAGAAUACUAUAACAUGCUGGAUCAGGUAUAUCAUAUCAAGUAAGUCAUGCUCAGUGUGUCUUGCGAUGGCCGGUCAAUCCUCACAUGCAGUACGGAAACAGGGCAGGUACUCAUGUGCUCAGUGAUACCAGAAAACAAGUCCAGAUAUUACACUCUUUCACUGCAACAUGACACAGGUAGAUGCUGGGUUGUGUCUAUUGAUAGCCACCAACAAAGUCGCAAACUUUUGCCAUUUUUGGAAUUGCUCUUU
Molecule: messenger RNA, 1870 nt
Organism: Fusarium odoratissimum NRRL 54006
Lineage: Eukaryota; Fungi; Ascomycota; Sordariomycetes; Hypocreales; Nectriaceae
Exons: 11
Coding region: 36-1592 (518 amino acids)
Molecular function (GO): heme binding; oxidoreductase activity, acting on paired donors, with incorporation or reduction of molecular oxygen; monooxygenase activity
Source: RefSeq, a predicted model, not a curated record